AUGCUGGGUGGUCAAGGUUCGUCCACGUCCUCUGCUCAUGAUGACCCUUUUAAACUUCUACUAGGAGGCGGGCGUGAGAAGAGUAGCAUGUUGCAUAUGGUAGCAAUCCCAUUUAGGGAGGUGGCAAAUCAGGCAGUUUACACCUGGCUCUUGAAGGGACGCGACAUGCUUGAUGAGCUCAAAGUUCGAGGUCGAGGGAUAUUUGCACGUUUCUACCGCUAUAGUGCGCGAGGUCCACGUGUCGUGUUUUUAUUGGGCGAACUGGCUCAGUGUAUGCCGAGUGUCAACAUGACCUUCUAG
This is a messenger RNA of Prunus armeniaca (apricot), 300 nucleotides long. Lineage: Eukaryota; Viridiplantae; Streptophyta; Magnoliopsida; Rosales; Rosaceae. The record is from the annotation of a GenBank genome assembly.